AUCAAGAUACUAGUAUUUACAUAUUGCUAUUUGUAUUCGAAAUCCCAUUGUUACCAAAACGCUGAAGGCUACACUGCCCUGUUCGUUUGUAUCCCCAUUCAUUCUCAGAGGCUCAACCUUGCUUUUUAAAAGCCGUUCGAGGGGUAACUCGACAAUCAUCUCCUCUUAAGAAAAGUAUCUCGUUUUGCAACUAGCUUAACCUUUUCUUCCCCUCCCUUCUUUAUUGCAGAGCUUGAUCUAUCUUGAUCUUGAUCUUGAUCUUGAUCUUCAUCUUGAUCUUCAUCUUCAUCUCCAUCUUCAUCCCAUUCUACUCACAUACGCUUCGCAUCAACCACCUACCUAGGACCUCAAAAUAUACCACGCGCGCAUACAGUAGACGGGAUACAAUAGCUACGGAUUUAUUAUCCUCCCGUAUCUACAUCUAUACCAUACCAUACCAUACCAUACCAUACCACAGUAUACUAUACUACACCCCUACACCACACUCUAAAAGUUAUAACCAUCGUUCGAGAAUCUUUCACGCUACAUUACAGGAUUCACAUCUUUUAGUCACCCCACCUUAUCAGUCCUUCGGAAGCUAGCUAUUUCAUAGUGUACUGAGUGGACUCGGAGUACUAGGUAGCGCUUGGGGUUUUUAUCGCCGCUUCAAAGAAAGUUGGAAGCGUUGCAUUGAGAAAAGGAAGAAGGAAAGUUAAGAAGCAAGAACGAUCGAUAGUGAUCAUAUUUAUUUAUUUAUUUAUUUGUUUGUUUAUUUACUUAUUUAUUUUAUCUACAUCAUUUUAACGACAAUCAUAUCUUGUGCCCCGACAUACAACCAUCAAAAUUGGAGGAUUGCCUGAAUUUCUUUUCUUUUCAUUGCCUUUCCUUUUUACCUUACAUCUCGAGGAGCACGACAUAACGAUAAAGCAGUCAAUAUGAAGGUCAGUCACCAACCAGUCUCUUGUUUCGUCUGAGCAUUUGAAAAACAAGUAGGAGUCAUCGCUAACUGAAUAUGUUUGUCUAUCAGGCUCUUCGUAGGUCGAUUAAAGGUGAAAAGCCUGAUUCGAAAGCUCAACAUGUUUCCCUCACGCCCAAAUCUGCCGUCGCAAUUGUCCCACCGAAAAAGGUACGUCGCAAUUCGUAUAAUUGAGUCGCAACUGCAUUGAUUCGCAUUCUAACAAAUCGCAAUCAUUCUAGGUUAUUCGCGCAUUGUAUGAUUAUGAGGCACAUUCGAAUCAAGAAUUGGGCUUUACGAGGGGCGAUUUCUUUCACGUCAUAGGACGAGAAAAUGAUACGGAUUGGUAUGAGGCAUGUAAUCCGGCAGUGCCAGAUGCGAGAGGAUUGGUACCUGUUGCAUACUUUCAGGCGUUAGGGAAGACUGAGCGAGAUAGUGGGCAAUCCAUAUCAGAUAAGUCGCCUAUGAGUAUGAAGGUGGAUCAUGAUUCGGGUUAUUCCGACAUGUCCGGUUCAGGGACAUUGACGAGUCCACCAGAUAGCGGUGGAGGUCAAAGAUUCUCAAAGACAAUGAAAGGCACCGGCGCGAUGGUUUACGGCGUGGUUAUGUACGAUUUUGCGGCGGAACGACCCGAUGAAUUGGAAGCAAAGGCUGGUGAAGCAAUCAUCGUGAUUGCUCAAUCGAACCCAGAAUGGUUUGUCGCGAAACCAAUUGGACGACUAGGAGGUCCAGGACUGAUACCGGUGGAUUUCAUCGAGAUACGUGAUAUGAGUACGGGAAAGGCUGUGCCAAACGCGCAAGAAGCAGUUCAGAGAGCGGGUGUACCAAAAGUGGAAGAAUGGAAGCGGAUGGCCGCCGAUUACAAGAACAGUAGUAUUACUUUGGGCAAAUUUGAAGUUCCCAAUGGUUCUUCACAGCAACAACAGCAGCAACAACAAAUGCAGCAAAAUAUGGAACGAUUGAGUUUGCAACAAAGUGCAAGGCAGAGUCAGCAGAAUGGUCAAGGCUAUGUAUGUAUUGAUUUGUGUGGUGUCAAGAAGCUUAUACUAAUUCAAAAUCAGGAUCAAAGACAAUCACAACAAGCGAGAGCAGUUCAACCAGUUCAACAAGUACCGCAAAAUCCCUAUUCCAUACCAUCUAAAUCCACUUCCCAAUUAUACGCUCCAAUUUCCGCUCGGAUACCACGAUACUGUUUCGCAGAAGAUAAAUAUUGGUUCGUUAUUGAAGCAGCUUUGGAAGAUGGAAGACAUUGGGAACUUUCGAGAUACUACGAAGAUUUUUACGAUUUUCAGAUUGCUCUUUUGACAGAGUUUCCAGCAGAAGCAGGAAAUACUGGUACACAGAAGAGAAGUUUGCCAUACAUGCCAGGACCCGUCAGUUAUGUUACAGAUGCCAUAACCGAAGGAAGACAACAUAAUCUGGACGCAUAUGUCAAGAACCUUUUGACCCAGCCAGCAUACAUCUCAAGAUGCACUCUUGUCAAACAGUUUUUUGCACCUCGAGAAGGGGACUAUGAAAUCGAUCCAAAUGCGGUGGAAGAAGAAUAUCGUUUAUCGGGUGGUUCACAACAGUCAUCAAGCGAUUCAAGAACACAAGCAGCAUCUAGGCAAUCUUCGCGGGGUGAUUUAAAUGGAGAAACAUAUUCAAUGGGUGGUCCUACUGGCCUAACGGCCGCUCCAGGACAUCAAAGAGGUCAAUCAUCAUUAUCUGUCAAGAACGGUCAAGGUCCAACACGUCAGACGUCAUCUCUUUCUCAGCCAUCCACCAAUUCAUUAACUCCAGGAGCCAAUAUUAAUGGACAACAACCAUCUGCUAUGAAGGUCAAGAUCUAUUUCGGUGAUGAUUUGAUAGCUAUUCGAGUACCUACAGACAUUCAAUAUAGGCAACUUUACGAAAAAAUUAGUGAUCGCUUGAAGAUACCACAAGGGGAUGAAAUUGCGUUAUACUACAAGGACGAACCUAGCGGAGAAAAACCAAACUUAAUGAGCGACAAUGAUCUAGAUAUUGCUCUACAACGAAACGAUAAGCUCAUUAUCUAUGUCGAAUAUCAGUAAUUAUGCCGGGGAUGAUUUUUACAUCGACAUGUAUCUGGUAUUGAACCUGGGGAUAGAGAGUCAAUUACUCUCGCACAUUCUUUGAACGAUAUGUUCUAUUGCUACUUUUUUGGCACUUAUACCUUCUUAAUCUGCUUCGAAUGUACAGACAAUUUUUGGUGAGGGUUGAUAAUAGCUGCGGGUAUAACUUUAGCAGCCGACACCACACUCAUUUUGUUGCAGAUCAACACAUUUUUCAUAAAUACCUUUUCCUUUUCCUUUCGAAAACAUUUCUGUUGGUGAUGAGAAUAUUGGGAGGCAUCAGGCGUUAUCAUUAUGGCGCUUCCUCUUCUUUAUUCCCCUUGAUAUUUUUUUUACUCGUCGAGAUUUUGGGUUUGCAUAUUUAGUGCGUGACGGACAUACCAUGGAGGUUUCAUUUGUAGGAGGAAGGUUAUCCAACUGAUUGUUAUUUUUUUAUCUUUCUUUUGUGUUGAGUGGUGAGUGGGUGGUGAAGGAAGGAAGGGAAGGGAAAUGGAAGAGGAUGAUGAUGGUGAUGGUGAUGGUGAUGACUGAGUUUUUAUUUAGCCUGUGUGAAUGAAUAGGUACUUGAGCAGCGAGCAUUUAAAUAGAGAGUAGUGAAUUUGAAUGA
Messenger RNA from Sclerotinia trifoliorum, 3616 nucleotides. The record is from the annotation of a GenBank genome assembly. Lineage: Eukaryota; Fungi; Ascomycota; Leotiomycetes; Helotiales; Sclerotiniaceae.